Molecule: messenger RNA, 597 nt
Organism: Penicillium riverlandense
Lineage: Eukaryota; Fungi; Ascomycota; Eurotiomycetes; Eurotiales; Aspergillaceae
Exons: 1
Coding region: 1-597 (198 amino acids)
Source: RefSeq, a predicted model, not a curated record
AUGCAUUUCCCAUCUCUCGUGGUCCCGGCCCUCGCGGCUUUGGCAGCAGCACAGAGCACCACCGUCAUCAAUGUUUUCGAAGCCAAGAUCGAAAACCCUUAUUACAGCGCCCGAUACCCAACAAGCACUAGCGUUGCUGGCAGUGUAGUUGGUAUCAAUGCGGAAGAAACUACCUACAAGAUCGCUUGUAUGAAAGGAGCGCCCAAGUCGGACUGCGGCAUCGACGAGCCCUACACCAUCAUCGCUGGCCCAACCACAUUCAGCACGUCCCUGACUUCCGUCUUUUCUGGCUACGGUGUUACUGCGACUGUCAGCGAGAAUAUCGCAUGCUCGUUCACCCACACUACCGAAUCUGCCAAGUGCAUUGUAACCAUCGGGGUCACCUCCGGCGACGUGACUACGGCAAGGUCUAGCACCAAGACCAUCCCGGCCAGUGACGUAACCUAUAUGCCGCUCACUGUCACUGGAGGUCUUUCUCUUUUCAACUCCCCUCAGGCAACCGAGGCCCCUGAUGCCGCUGCUGGCCCUCACAGAGCCCUUAUCACUGCUGCUCCGCUGGGUGCUGCCGCUGCCCUCGCUGUUGCCGCUCUUUUCUGA